Aspergillus fumigatus Af293 is the source of this 243-nucleotide messenger RNA. The record is from RefSeq and is a predicted model, not a curated record. Lineage: Eukaryota; Fungi; Ascomycota; Eurotiomycetes; Eurotiales; Aspergillaceae.
AUGCGGUACUCGCCUCAGCCAAUCGGGUCCGAUGAUGACAGCGACACGAGCAGCGACAUUCCAGAUAUCUUCUCAGAUAGUGUUGCUGAUGAUAUCUCAGAGAGUGCAUCCAAGCUAGACAGCAGCGAUGACGACUCUGACGAUUCCAAUGAUGAUUUAAUCCUAGAUGAUGAGGAAGGACAGGAGCUUUCCGCCUUGCACUACCUUGAAGAGGCUAAAUCUCUCAAUGUCUCACAGCUCUGA